AGGCGCAGUCCCGCUCUCCCUCGGCGGCACCCCGCGCAGUGCGCCCGCCGCGGCGGAGUGUAGCGGCACCCGUCCGCUGUCCCCCUCCGCCUCUCGGUGCUUCAGAACGAGCUCUCCGCGGCUCUGCGAGUGCCCCCGAGCGCGGACAGCAGCCGCGGUGGGUUAGUCAGGUUAUCUUAUGAUGAGGCCUUUGCUAUGGCUAAUGACCCCUUGGAAGGCUUCCAUGAAGUAAACCUUGCUUCACCUACUUCUCCAGACCUCCUUGGUGUAUGUGAAUCAGAAACUCAAGAGCAGACUACCUCACCAAGUGUCAUCUACCGGCCACAUCCUUCAGCUUUAUGCUCUGCGCCUGUCCAGGCUAAUGCACUGGAUGUCUCCGAUCUUCCUACCCAACCUGUGUAUUCAUCCCCCAGACGUUUAAACUGUGCAGAAAUAUCUAGCAUCGGCAUUCAUGUUACAGACCCAGCAUCUUCUAUUAGCUCUGGAGUCGCAACUGGUCUAACUAAAUUAACUACGAGAAAGGACACCUGCAAUGCAGAGAGAGAGUUUUUACAGGGUGCCACUGUCACAGAGACUUGUGCUGGCAGUGAUGAUAUUUUUGGGUUGAGUACAGAUAGUCUGUCCCGUUUACGAAGCCCAUCUGUUCUGGAAGUUAGAGAAAAGGGCUACGAAAGAUUAAAAGAAGAACUUGCAAAAGCUCAGAGGGAGCUGAAGUUAAAAGAUGAAGAAUGUGAGAGACUUUCAAAAGUGCGAGAUCAACUUGGACAAGAAUUGGAAGAACUCACAGCUAGUCUAUUUGAGGAAGCGCAUAAGAUGGUGAGAGAAGCAAAUGUCAAACAGGCAACAGCAGAAAAGCAGCUGAAAGAAGCACAAGGGAAAAUUGAUGUACUUCAAGCUGAAGUGGCUGCAUUAAAGACACUCGUAUUGUCCAGUUCUCCAACAUCACCUACACAAGAACCUCUGCCAGGUGUAAAGACACCUUUUAAAAAGGGGCAUUCAAGAAAUAAAAGUACAAGCAGUGCUAUGAGUGGCAGUCACCAGGACCUCAGUGUGAUACAGCCAAUUGUAAAAGACUGCAAAGAGGCUGAUUUAUCUCUGUAUAAUGAAUUCAGAUCUUGGAAGGAUGAGCCCACAAUGGACAGAACAUGUCCUUUCUUAGACAAAAUCUAUCAGGAAGAUAUCUUUCCAUGUUUAACAUUCUCAAAAAGUGAGUUGGCUUCAGCAGUUCUGGAAGCUGUGGAAAACAACACUCUAAGCAUUGAACCAGUGGGAUUACAACCUAUUCGAUUUGUGAAAGCUUCUGCAGUCGAAUGUGGAGGACCAAAAAAAUGUGCACUUACUGGUCAGAGUAAGUCCUGUAAACACAGAAUUAAACUAGGGGACUCAAGCAACUAUUAUUAUAUUUCUCCUUUUUGCAGAUACAGGAUCACAUCUGUAUGUAACUUCUUUACAUACAUUCGAUAUAUUCAGCAGGGACUUGUGAAACAGCAGGAUGUUGAUCAGAUGUUUUGGGAAGUUAUGCAGUUGAGAAAAGAGAUGUCAUUGGCAAAACUGGGAUAUUUCAAAGAGGAACUCUGAUGCUCUGCGUGGGACCAUGCUUGAACAUCCCUGAAUAUUUUUAUGGUUACUCAAUACUUAUUUCCAAGGAGUGGGCCCAAGACUUUUCCCAUCUUUUGCAAAUUACACUAAGAAGUACUGUGAUUUCAUUUAAACUAACCUAUGCUGUGUUGCCUCUUCUUUAGUUGAACACACUAUAAAGAAUUACAGGUGUACUAGUGAUUGCAAUUUAUAAUUCCAAAAAAACAACUAAAUAAAUCAGCGUUAGAUUGAA
This is a messenger RNA of Castor canadensis (American beaver), 1831 nucleotides long. NCBI's taxonomy places the organism in Eukaryota, Metazoa, Chordata, Mammalia, Rodentia, Castoridae. The record is from RefSeq and is a predicted model, not a curated record.